Messenger RNA from Saccharomyces mikatae IFO 1815, 1155 nucleotides. RefSeq names its product Arc40p (gene ARC40). The transcript has a single exon. Gene Ontology annotation, molecular function: actin filament binding. Bases 1 to 1155 code for a protein of 384 amino acids. NCBI's taxonomy places the organism in Eukaryota, Fungi, Ascomycota, Saccharomycetes, Saccharomycetales, Saccharomycetaceae. Gene Ontology annotation, biological process: Arp2/3 complex-mediated actin nucleation. Gene Ontology annotation, cellular component: Arp2/3 protein complex; actin cytoskeleton. The record is from RefSeq and is a predicted model, not a curated record.
AUGUCAUUUUCCAACUCCAAGGACAAGUCUGUUGUUGCCGUCUACAAAUUGGUCAAAGCGCCAAUUUAUUCACAUUGCUUUUCUCAAGAUAAAUCUGUUCUAGCCGUUACUUGCGAAACGGAUUGUCUAGUUUAUAAAGUUUCUAAUAAUACCUCCCCUGUUUUAUUCGCCACCUUGAAAGACCAUGAUAAAACCAUUACCGCGGUGGACAUCUCUGUACAUGGUCGUAUUGUGACCUGUUCUCAAGACCGUAAUGCUUACGUGUGGGAACCAUUGAGUGAUGGAACGUAUAAGCCUACUUUAGUGCUUCUACGUAUUAAUAGAGCCGCCACUUCAGUUACAUGGGCACCAAGCGGUUAUAAGUUUGCUGUCGGAUCCAGUGCCAGGAUCAUUGCUGUUUGUUAUUACGAACACGAGAAUAACUGGUGGGUGUCAAAACACAUCAAGAAACCUAUUAAAUCCACCGUCAAUUGCCUCUCUUGGCACGAAAAUGGUGUGUUAUUGGCUGCUGGUGGCACUGAUGGGUUUAUGCGUGUUUUCAGUGGGUUUAUCAAGGGUUUGGAUUCCAAGGAGUCUGUAGCGGGAUCACCCUGGGGCCAGAAAUUUCCUUUUGGUUGCUUAAUAAAAGAAUGGUACCAAGGUUCUUACAUCCAUGAUGUGGAGUGGAGAAGCCAGGUGGAAAGAAUUGCUUAUGUGGCGCAUGAUGGUACUUUGAAUGUAGUAGAUUACCAAUCUCCAGUACAAUCGGUUAAUGCUCCAGAAGGUUUACCAUACCGAUCUUUAGUGUGGAUCAACGACCACGAGAUUGUUUGUGGAGGAUAUUCUUGCCAUCCUGUGUUGUUCAGCGAAGCCUCUGAAGGUUGGAAAUUUGCGAAGAAUUUAGAUAAAAUCGACAAUGACAAGUCUUCUGCUUUGGCAGGGUCAGGUAACAUUAGUGAUUUGAGUGGUGGUGAUGAUGAAGGUUCAACGUUUGGUAUCUCUGCAUUGAGAAAAUUCAAGGAAUUAGAUUUAAAAGGUAAAGUUAGCACAGAUGUUCAAGAAAGCUCACACGAAAAUGCCAUUGUGGAGUUAAGACCCUUUGCAGAAUCCAGCGGUCAGGUCACUAAAGUUUCCUCCUGUGGGCUAGACGGCAAAAUCGUCAUUUAUACAAUUUGA